Populus trichocarpa (black cottonwood) is the source of this 983-nucleotide messenger RNA. RefSeq lists its product as uncharacterized. The record is from RefSeq and is a predicted model, not a curated record. The coding region runs from base 107 to 769 and encodes 220 amino acids. The transcript has 2 exons. Lineage: Eukaryota; Viridiplantae; Streptophyta; Magnoliopsida; Malpighiales; Salicaceae.
GUUUAAACUCGUUUUCUUCCAGACAUAAUAUAGCAUUACAACAUAAUGAAGACUUUUAUUUAAUUUCUUAGUCAGAGUGUCAGACAGACAUAGGGAGAAAAGAGAGAUGGAGAAACCAAGGUGGUGGUUGUUACUGUUACCUAGUAUUGUAUUGUUGAAUUUGGUGGGUCUUUGCAAGGCAAUCGAAUCGCCACAAUAUGCUGUGGUGCAUGCAGAACCAGAUUUCGAGGUGAGAUUGUAUGUGAAUUCCACAUGGAUGUCUGCUCCAGUUAAUGAACUCUCCUUUGAGAAAGCCACCUUGUUUGGCUUUCACAGGUUGUUUCAAUACAUCCAGGGUGCCAAUCUAAACUAUUCGAGGAUUGCAGUGACAGUUCCCGUAGUGACCAGCAUAGUUCCAGGAGCUGGGCCCUUCCGAUCAUCAGCCUAUGUUGUUCGGUUUUAUUUGCCUGUGAAACUCCAAGCUGACCCACCCGUCCCCCUUGAUGAAUUGCACCUGAAACCUUACGCAUGGAACAGUCAUUGCGUUGCUGUGAGGAAGUUCUCUGGGUAUGCGAAGGAUGAGAAUAUUGCAGAGGAAGCAAAAAGACUCGCUGACAGUUUGAGCAGGUCGCCAUGGGCCAACUUAAGUUCUACCGAGAGCAAUUAUUCCUAUUCUAUUGCUCAGUAUGAUUCUCCAUUCCAGUUUAUUGGUCGUACCAACGAAGUGUGGGCAGAUAUAAAAGUAUCCGGAGCAGAUGGCUGUAAUUCCAGUGCAAUAGCCUCUUACUGAACAAAAUAAAUCUAUCUUGACUGUAUGUGUUGGAAAUCUGUUUCUCUUAUGCCUAAAGGAUCAAGCACAAACAUAAUAAACCACUGUAGUUUCCUUAUUCUCAUAUAUAUUUCUCUCUUUGUGUGUAAAAACAUGUUUAUGUAUUCCAUUUCAGCUUGUAAGUUGAUACCAUAAUUAAGAACGUAAUGGAUUGUACUAUAUUUUAGCCUUUUAA